CUCAGUUUAUGACCCUAUGCUAUGGUUCUUGUCAAAGUUGCACACUAAUCUGCCAUUUCAAUGCUAAUAUUAAUCCAAUGAAGAAAACCCAUCGGCUAAAAAACGAUUCAAAUCACAAUAUUACUGUUCAGAAAUUUGCCACCAAAACCAAAGCUUCAUCAUCCAAAAGAUUAAAAAACAAGCACAAAUCAAAAGAAUAUUCAAAACCCAUCUCAGAAUCUGAAGAAAACCUCCCAAUACCUCAAAUUAACACUACCCUUAUAGCUUUCUUGGAUAAAAAUCCAAUCUUGAGUCGAAAUUUUUACCAAAUUGAUGCUCUUGAUCUUGCCCCACGUUUGCUUGGCAAGUUUCUUAGGAGGGAUGAUGUUGUUCUUCAGAUAACUGAGGUGGAAGCUUAUAGGCCAAAUGAUUCAGCUUGUCAUGGUCGAUUUGGGAAAACAGCUAGGACUGCUCCUGUUUUUGGUCCUGGUGGUCAUGCAUAUGUCUACCUCUGCUACGGUCUCCACAUGAUGCUUAAUGUUGUAGCAGACAAGGAAGAAGCUGGAGCUGCUGUAUUGAUUCGUUCCUGCGCUCCCAUCUACGGUCUGGGUACUAUUCAGCAGCGUCGGGGUUUAAAAACUGAGAAACCUGUUCUUCUUGCAGGUCCUGGAAAGGUUGGUCAAGCAUUAGGACUAUCAACAGAAUGGUCUAGCCACGCUCUAUUCACAGUCGGCGGUUUAGAACUCUUAGAUGGGCCAGAACCAGAACAUAUACUUGUUGGUCCAAGAGUUGGUAUAGAGUAUGCUUUGCCAGAACAUGUUAAUGCAUUGUGGAGAUUUGCAAUCGCCGGUUCUUCAUGGAUCAGUGCCCCAAAAAAGACUCUCAGACCUCUUUAGCUCACCAAUUGGCGCCAUGAAUCCGUCCCCUCCCCCCACCAGGAGGGGGGAGGGGGG
Molecule: messenger RNA, 932 nt
Organism: Solanum verrucosum
Lineage: Eukaryota; Viridiplantae; Streptophyta; Magnoliopsida; Solanales; Solanaceae
Product: DNA-3-methyladenine glycosylase
Exons: 6
Coding region: 9-875 (288 amino acids)
Biological process (GO): base-excision repair
Molecular function (GO): alkylbase DNA N-glycosylase activity; DNA binding
Source: RefSeq, a predicted model, not a curated record